Molecule: messenger RNA, 2015 nt
Organism: Botrytis cinerea B05.10
Lineage: Eukaryota; Fungi; Ascomycota; Leotiomycetes; Helotiales; Sclerotiniaceae
Exons: 4
Coding region: 406-1689 (427 amino acids)
Source: RefSeq, a predicted model, not a curated record
GUGAUUGUGUAGACGCUUACCCGUUGAAGCUAUUUAUUGUUAUAAAUUACCGUAACUAUUUGUAACCCAAAUUUGAGAAUUUGGCCAUCAAAGACUUUCCUUGUGUUUGGAGGCAGGCAGUUAUUUGCUGGAUUCGGAGAUAAAAGGAUACAAUGCCGACUCAGUAUUUUUAGAAUAUCUACCUCAUCCAUCUUGCGCUGUUGUGCUUCACUACCAAAUAUCUUCAACGUUCACACCGACCCCGACGACUAUUGUUUGAUUAUCGGCACUUCUCUCCCAUAAACUCUACUGGAUCUUGCAUCGCCAUCGCAUUCGUAGCGCCCGAGAAUCUACUUAUUUCGCCACAGGUUUUCGCUAUCAAGGGCUCGCCAGCUCGAAGGCGGGCCUUGACUUCUACCCCUCACGAUGUUCCGAUUCAUUAAACCCCGGUUGGCGAGUACAUGGGCAACGAACGUACGGGCGAGAUCGGGACCUGGCAGUUUUGUUGCGAAUCCAUCCUCUAUGCGCAGCAAUGUUCAGAGAUACGCAGGAACAGCAUCAAAUCCACAUGUGGUUCGCUUCAGGAAACCGCCUGUUAGAAUGAGAAAAGUCGCCAUCAGUUUUAUAGUGGUAUAUGCUUGCUUUGAAGUUUACACCAGGCUAGUUCUCGGCCCCUUAGACAAGGCUGCUGAGGAGGCAUCGAAACACAUACCGGAGGAGGAAUGGCAAGAGGCCGAACCACCAUUAUUUAUACCAUUCCCUGGCACCACGAAACAGCUGCCUACUGUUCCUUACAGAGGAACUGAUCCAGAAUUCCAAGAGUUCAUCAAGAUUAGCCAGGAUACAAAGCUUAUGAAUAAACUUAGGGUUGACUUGACGGAAAUUAUGCGGGAUUUUGCUUGUAAAAGUCCGAUCGUGGUACAAAUUGCUGGAAAGAAUCUAAAAAGCAGAAGGAUUUGGCUCGACAUUGACUUUCCUUCAAUUCCUCCGCCGUCAUUUGAAAGAUCAGGGAUCGAAAUUUCUGAUGAUGCAAUAUCAUGGGUCACACAACCCGUCGAUGCCCGAAUAGUAUACAAAAUACGCAGUGUUUUAUGGCCAACAGCCCUUUUCCAAUCUUCAUGGAGUUUUAUACAAGUCCUGGCCGCAGAAGAAUUCAAGAGCAUAGCAGAAAUAUUUGGCGUGGAAGUUCAAACGAGUCCUGCUCAACAAUCAUUGGAGCAGAUGCUAGCUCGGUCACAAAGAAUGAUGAAGGAGUUGAAAGGACAACAAAAGGUACCAGGGGGUGUUCAAGGACCAUUAGAUGCAAAGGACGAGCCAUCACAACAGCAUCUGGAUGACAAAAGUAAAGAAAUUAGGGACAUUACAAGACCCGGGAAAUCAACCGUGAUAGAGGAGAUUUUUCCUGCACUUGUAAACAGCAUCAGGGAAAUUCAUGCAGGUUUUGAAAAGCCCAUCAUAGCCGCCAAAUUAAAGUACGCCGAGGCCAACAGGAAGUUGCGACCAACCCAAAACCUUCAUCCGAGGGGUUCUAUCAUGGUGUCUGGAUUUGUCGAACUGGAAUCUGAUAGAGCUUUCCUGGUCUUCGAUGUCAUUGCGGCUUGGGAUCCUAAAAAGAAGGAUUUUGACACUGAAAGCAUGCAACUCAAAUUGAGAAGAAUGCAAAGGAAAAAACAAAGACCUAUUGGAUUACCACGCAGCCCAGUCAGCUGAUAGUACUGUACUUAGUGGAUAUCGGGUUCUGUUUUGAGGCGUUCAUAGUGGGCAUCAAGAUACGCAUGGAUAUUGUGAUAAGGCGUUUGGGUGAGUGGAACAAUAGAGUCCCAUACUCUACUAACGGAGUUGGAUUUUUAUGAGUGUUUCACCUUGGACUAGUCUAGAAAGGCAAGGUUUGGGGUAAGGAAGCGAUGUUCAGGGGUGGAUGAAAGUAUUUAAUGUACUGCACCCAUUUGAUUAAUUAGCAAAAUAGCGAGUCAAAGUAGAAUUGAUAUGCCCUUUGUUGCAAUUCUUCUCUAAAUCUUCAUUCAUAUACAUGCGCA